UUUUAGUACCGUGAGCGACAUGGCGCGGCGAGGCAGCGUCGGCAAGACCCCCCUGCAGGAUGGCCUGGACAAGAGCUCCGUGGCGUCACGCCGCUUCCCCACCGUGGUGCGAACUGUUAGUGCUGUGAACACGUUCAAUUCCCACAUGAAAAAGCGCAUCAAGCGGCGAGCAGGGUGGACGCGGAAGCAGGCAACUUUGGACGACGUGACUCGGCACUGCAAAGCACAUAUGGACCGCAUGGGUACCUUGCCCCCGAUGAGCAUCGACAUCAAACUCGACUCGAUCGAAAAAGCAGUGAGAGCCAACGUCACUUUCAAGGGUGAAUGGACAACGUUCUACUGGAACAAGUUUUUCUUUCGGUCGCCCAUCGUCACCCACAUGAUCACCGACUUGUUUUGGUGGGCGACGUUGAUCUUCUUCAACCAAACCGACACGAUCGCCGUCCCGCCCGACUGCUACGCCCACGUUGUUCAAGCGCAUGUCCAAAACCAAGUCGCAGUGCACUUCGGGAAGCUCCUGACGAAAGUACUCUACAUGACGCUCCCGACGGGCGCCGCGGACGAGUUCCUCGAUUACUUUCCAUACUGCGUGUCCCGCACCGUGUACAAAGCAUUGCAAAAGGCGUACCCAGACUUCAUUGUGCAAAUGCGCCACUCACUUCCGCACCUCAUGAUCGACACGAUCUCGCAGUGGACGACUGGCGUCAAGGCAAAGAGUGCAUCGUGGAGCACGUGGCGGGUGGAAAUUCAAACCCGAAAACUUCGACAUGGCCCGAAACCACACGUCGUCGUGCGCGAAGUCCUCGACGAGGGCACUGUGCACGAAGAGGAAAUUCUAAGUGACGACAGCAACGAUGCCGACUACUUGUCCGACGACGAGUCGAUUGCCGUGGUCGAAUUCGAAGCCGAUGACGCAGACGGCGACGCGGUGCGCAGCCAAUUUUCUCGAUUUCUUGAGAGACACUCUCAUCUUUCAUCCGACCAGCCUGGUCCACCCGUGGACGUCCAACACUCGCAGACUUCGCCGCACCCUGCCACUGCCCCAUGUCGAUCCAAAGUGUCCCUCAAAUUUAGCCCAUCCGUCGACAAGGUGACCGUGCCACGCGAUUCAACACGGUGUACUUCGCCAUGACAUAUAAUGGCUCUAGAUCGUGCGCAUGUACAAGUAUACAGGUUACCAAGGGCGCAAGUUGGGGCACACCAUGACAGUGACGGAUGGGGCGUGCAGCGCUGUGGACCACCACAUUCAACAGCACGAAAGGUAUCUGCAGCACGUCGAGCACGUGUCUGCCGCGCUGCGGUCGAGUCGAAGCCUCGGUGCUUUAGCAUCGACAGCAUCUCUUGUUCUGGACACGGUAAGAAACGAAGAGGCCAUGGUGGCCCGUGUCAAGCAGCUCAUGAAAUUGAAAGGCAUCGACGGACAAAGGGCCACGACUCGCCACGUGCGAGUUCGAGAUCAAGAAUCCCGUGUCGGAGGCGCGACAACGCCGCCUCAGCGAAGCCAAGAUGAGGCACCAUGAGGUAUCUCUUGUACGCUUCAUCGACUGCACAGGGUCGUUGCCGUCCAUGAGUGAACUCCCUCACUUGGCAAUCGUACUCACGGCAAUACCUUCGUUCUAGCACGAACUCGAGCACGUGGGCGACGCGAUUCUGUAUCGUCCGUCGGCCAUCGCACUGGGUCAACGCCUAGACCAGCAACUCAAGAUGGGCAGCCAUCGACGGCGGUUGCUGCACCCCAUGAAACACGACGAGUUGAAGCCACAUCGAAAAGACACUUGACCACGUUCGUGCUUUAGUUCACUGGAAAAUCAAAGCUCGACGUCUGGACGGUCGUCGUUGGGACUGGCUAGUCCGUGGUGUCGUGGGUGGACAAAAUCUUGGACACGACAAACUUCUGGCGCUUGAGCUGGGCGCGGACGUGGCGCGGCAUGUCGGGGAUAAAGCUGUUGAUCAAACCUUUUACGCCGAGCAACAGCGCGGUGAGCGUAAAGAAGAGCCCGAUUUGACUGAAGUACUGGUCGAACUUGGGCCACAUGAGCAGGAUGAGGUCGCCAAACUUGGACGUGGUCACGAUGAUCCACGCGUUCGUGACGAUCGUGAUGAUGCCAAACACAUCGAGGACCUUGACCCAGUGACCGAUCGUGGACGCUCCACUCGGCCGGGGUCGACGGCAAAACUUGGAGAUCUUGGAUCCGUCGAUGCGAAUUUCAAAAAUGUUGUUGCAAAACGAAAAGACGGGCGCGAGGGGACACGCCAGCACAAAGAACGUCGAGUACCCAAACUGGAUAAUCAUCUCGAGGUAGUCCCAGAACGUACCAGCCCACCCGUACUCGGGCAUGAAGAACUGCGUUUCGACGGCACUCACGACUUCGUGGUCGUCUGUCUUCUUCACCCACUCGUGGCGAAAGUAUUCGACGUUGGCCCAGAAGAGCGGCAUGAUCACUUCCUGGCAGUUCCCGAUCACGAGCUGCGACGCGUACACGUACGUGAGAGAGACCGCGAGCUCGGUCAUGCAAUUGUUGUCGACGCACUCUCCUUCAAAGAUCUUCUUCAGGAACGCCACGUAGAACAGCAAUGCAAAGUUGUUGACGAACUGAAACACGAUGGCCUUGGCGACAAAGUGGUUUUCGUAGUCUGAGUCGGUUCGGUGAUUCUCAAAGUCGUUGAGCCAGUUGCACACGUAGUUGUACACUUGGGACAUCAUGAAAAUCUGCGCCACGUUUGCGAGCGACGCGCACUGGGUCCCGAUGUUGCCAAAAUACGGCACUUCCAGCAACACGCUGUGCUUGAACGCGUAUCGGAGCAUGAAGAUUCCCGCGACACACAUCAACACAAUGCAAAUCAGAAUUGCCAGGACAAACCACGAAAACAUAAGCCGCCACCGCCGUUGCUUGUCGCUGAAGUAACGCAUGCGGGCGCCCGUGACCGGAUCGCGCAUGAGCGACCCUUGGAACUGAGGACGCACCUGCUCUUCUUCGUGAAAAUCCGUCAUGCCCCAUCGCAUGGCAAACACCCAUUGCUUGCGGAUCCAGUACUUGAGGAAUAGGGUGGCCCAGAUCACCAUGAACACGCCGUAGAUCGGGACCGCGAGCACCUUGACCCAGUUGAACCCUUCAGCGAUUUCGGGCGGGAAAUAGCGCUUUUGCAGCGUCUGGGUCGCGAACACACCACCCCCGACGACGGCCGACAGCAUCAGCCACGUCGUGUAAUGGCCGAGAUAAGCAAAGUAGAGCCCGAUCUUGACCCCAAAGUACGACCGAAUCUCUUCAAUCGGUUGAUGGAGACUCCACUUCCACUUUUUCCACAAGUCUGCUUUCAUGUGAUCGUCGUGUAGUGGAAAGUACCCCUUGAUCGCGCCGCUGAGGAUCAACUUGUCCAAGUGCAGCCCCGCGCCCACCUCGUUGUUCGUGAUGAUGCUCUCGAUAAGUGUCAGCCGCUCGGUGCUGCUGAAUAACUGCAUCGGGCCGUGCAGCGACAUCUUCUUGUGGUACCAGUGCUGCAGCUCGCGCUUGUCUUGGUACGCCAUAUAAAUGUUCUCGUACGGCCCAUAUCGGAACUUAUUCGAGAGGCCCUUGUACUUGGGGUCGGGGUUUUGCAGGUAGAACGGGGAAAUGUCAAUCAUAGGAUUGGCAAUCACUGAAUCGAUCCACAGCUGGACGCUGGCCGCAAUUGUCAACGACUUGUCGAUUGUGUGGGAGCGCUGCCGCAGAUGCGGCAGUUCCAACGUGUUGUCUUGAAUCAUCAAGUGGAUCAAGUGCAGUUCGGUCCGGAGCCAAAUGUUGGGUUCGCCCAUUGCAUGGAGGCCGGCGACGUCACGCUUCUCGAGCAGUGCAUCGAUCGCGCGCAAGUCUGGAAGCGGCAACGUCAGCGCCAAGAGGUGGCCCAUCUUGGUCAACAACGGAAUCAUCUUUACGUAGCCCUGCGACAACGUUUCCAUCAUCUUUUGCAGGUCGUGUUCGGGCAGCAUCGGACUGUUCUCCUUGCGGCGCUUCGCCAACGACGGGAUCAAAAUCGGCAACAAACUGAUUUGCACGCCAAUGUCUUUGCCGGCUUGCUGCAGCCCGGCCGAAAUGUCAUCGAGCAACCGAGGCGCGUUGAGUAACAGAUCCACGAGCGUUUCCUCUUCGUCAUCGUGGAUGAUGAGAUUCUCGAUGAGCUCUUCCGACAGUGUGCUCAGCUUAAUCAUCGAGCUGUGAAGUUGGGGGUCCACCCCGAGCUCUUUAUACUUGGCCUUGAUAUCGCUGUCUUGCUUGAUAAAGUCGCCAAGCACCAAGUACAACUGGGUCAACAGGAUGUCCCACGUAACGUCGCUUUCCGACAUGUCCAUCACGUCUGAUUUUUCGGUCAGCAAUUUGAUCUCUUGGAGCAAACUGUCGAGGCUGUUCGAGUUCAUCUCGGCUUCGAUGGCUUGUACAUGCUUACGCACGCGCUGCCACGCGGUCGCGAUCGCGCCUUGCAUUGCCUGAUUUGCCAUUUCGUCCGGGUUCAACAGCAGCGGCAGCUUGACGCGGUGGGCCUCGGCCUCCAGUCGUUGCUCGCUCGCCCGGAUCUUGCACAGCACCAUGGACGGAAUGAACGAGCUCACUUUAGCCGUGGAUUCGAAAAACUGCACCUGCAACCCCGCCUUGUGCAGCUUCAAGAUCAUAUCGCGCAUGCUCGCGACCUCUUCGACCUUGCCCGUCAGUGGGUGCAGCUUGGGCGGCCGGCGCACUUCCGGGUUCGGGAACACGAUCGCAAAGUCCCAUCCGUACCCUUCUUCCGCUUCGAGUUCUUCCUGCGACUUGGCGUACAAAAUCGAAUGCAUCGUCUUGUCCCAUUGGUACCCGAGGUGUAACACCUUGGAAAUGUAGUACUCCUGGCGCUCGAGCUGGAUCUGGACGCGGGUCGGGAUGUCGUUGAUGAAGAACCCGAGAACCUUCCCGACAGAGUACAGCGCGAGGACGAGUCCCCCCAUGCAGACCGACCGCACGAGCACGUAGUACUCGUUCCCUACGUGAAGGUACUCCAACGUACGCGACGCCAUCUCGGCCUUGGCCACCACCGACCACGAGUUGGUCACGACCGCCAACACGCAAAACACUUCGAGGAACGCGGCCCACAAUCGAAUGUGCUGUGCGCUGCGCGGCACCAGCCGACGGUACAUGGUCACAAGGGAUAUGCUGUGCGCACGAAUCGACACCAAGUUGUACAGGAACGCCAUCAGUGGCAAGUACGGACAAGACACGACAAAGAACGUGGCGUAACCAAACUGCAUGAUCAUCGCAAUGUAAUCUUGGAACAGUCCCUUCCAUCCGUACUCUUGCAAGUUGUGCUGGACUUCGACGGGGAGGAGCUUGGGCUGUGCGAUGGGGACGGCUUCGACAUCGCGGGCGACCGAUUUGUCGUCGAAUGACGUAAUCGUUUGUAACCGAGCACGGUUCGCCACGACCUUUUUCGUCGUUCGCGGGAGUUUAGCAAGGCAGCACAAGUGGCGAAUCCACGGAGUAAUCACGUGCAGCAAAAUGUGAAACAGCAACUGGCACCCGUAGAUGUACAACAUGUACUCACUCAGUUCCUCGACCGCUUCAACGUCGGGACCGGCAAAGUUGCCGUCAAUCCCUUCCAAGUGCGGUUUGACAAAUGCAAUGUAGAUGAUUCCGGCAAAGUUGUUGACAAGCUCGAAGAUCACGCCCUUCAAGAUGAACGACUGCUGAGCCGACAUUUCCGUGUGGUGCACUUCGAUGUCGGUGAGGAAGCCGUUGAUGCGGGCAAACAACGUAGACCAAAAGAAGAUUGCAAGUACGUUGAGCACCGCGACAAUCUUGAGCUGGCCAGCGUACGACAACGAAAUUGUAUCGUGAUCGAGGAAGGGUACGUGAAAGUCGAAGCGCUCGGGAGCGGCCUUGCUCACCCAUCGCACGUAGAAGAGGCCGGCCUUGGUCGCGAGCACCGCGACGAGGAAGACGACGGUCACCAUGAAGCAAAACACGCGGCGGAAGAAGAUCAUCGAGCCAAAGUGAGCGCUGGGCAUGUGGCGGUUAAUCGACUCGUCGUACUCGGGACGAUCGUGGUCUUGCGCAUGAAAGUCAGUGAGGCCCCACUUCAUUCCGAGCACGGCGAGCUUCCGUUUCCACAUUUUCAAAAACAAUGUUGCCCAAAACACCAUAACAAAUCCAAAAACCCACACGAGGUACCGCUCGGAGGCAAAGAAGAGCGAAAUGCUGAAAAUUGACGGAAACAAUAGCCACCGGGUGAUGUGAGCCACGUAUGCCAGGUACAGCGCCGCCUGGCCGCCGAAAUAUUCGCGGGUCGCUUCGAUCGGCUGGUGGGUCAGCCACAACGACGUGCUCCAUGUACUUUGGAUGUCGCGGCAGUACUCGUCGUCGUGCAUGGGGUAGAAGGCCGAGAUUGCGCCAAACUGAACAAGCAUGUCCAAAUCGAGCCCGGCGCCUGUCACACUGCGAACAAUACUCUCAAUCAGGCGAAUUCGCUUGAUGCUGCAAAAGAGCGGCGUCCCGUACAGGUUUUGCACGUUUUGCUGUGGCGUGUACGUCAUGUGGAUGUACUGGUACGGGUUGUACCGGAACCGCUUGAACAUGGCAAAGAUAGCGCUCAAGUGAGAUUGCGAUGGCGGCUUUUUUGUGCUGGCCGCCGCUGACGAAGGACUCUUCGCUUCUUCCAAGUCCAUGUUUUCGAGCUCGCAAAUAUCAAACGUAUUGAAUACGUCGAGUUCACGCCCCACUUCAAAUUGGAUCUUCUUGUACGGGCGACGCUCGACCUUGCUCACUUUCUCCGGGGGCAGCGGUUCAUGACCCUGCCUCUUGAUCUCCGCGGCACGGUCUUCCGGGUUCUCAAUGUGAAAGCGCACUUCACCUUGCUUGGCCAUGCGUUCGAGCUUGUUCUCGACGAGCCCGAUCGACAUGUGGACGCGAGCUGCUUCUUCCUUAAGGCGCUCCAUCGAUGCUGACAGCUUGCAGUAUACGAACGGAGGAAUGUACUGAUCCUUGGGGGUAUUCACGUCGAGGUUGGUCGACUUGGAGAGCUGGGUGUCCAGGCCAGCUUGGCGGAGUCGCGUCAGCAUGUCAUUCAUAGUCGGGAUGAAGGGGUACUUAAUUUUCUUGUCCUUUUUCUCUUUUUCAAAUUCCGGGUUGGGAAAUACGAGCACAAAAUCCCACUUGGUGUCGUCCAUGCCUCGGUCGCGGGCCACGCGACGCCCGCCGUUUUUCGCGGCCUUCCUCGUGGACGCUUGUUUCGUCGGCGCUCCAGAAGGAGACUUGUCCGCAUGCAGCAUGGGAUGCGACGUCGAAGGGAUGGACGAAGUUGAUGUCGAUCCGUAGUCGCCGUAGUCGUGAAAUGGAGUGCUCAGGAACCGCUGCAAUUCGCCACGCCUCGACGUGUCGGCGCUCUUCGGUCGAGGAGUGAAUCGGAACGUUUUGGACUUUUGCAUCGUUGGCAUGGUCGAAAACUUGGCGAUUCGGAGCUUUGAAUCGUGCGUCGUUUCAGAUGCCGUGUGGGAGUGAGCAAUGCGCGUCGGCGGGCGGUUUCCAUUGACCUGCAAUGCCACGGCGGGAGGAUUUGACGCUUCGACUGGAGCACCGAGAAAACCAGCCGUGGCGUCUUCCUCAACAUCUACUACCGCAGAAGGGACAGAUUCAGCCGCUGGAGUUUCGACGGCACAUUGCACCGUCAUAACAUGACCCAUGUCAUGGGAAGACAGUACUUCGUCACUUUCGACAUCGACCGGUUGAGGUGAUGCCACCGAAGGCUCGAUGAAGCCAAAAUACGUCGUAUCAUCCUCCAUUUCGACUAUUCCAGCUCCCACGAAUGCCGCGCUCGUCGGGUGCUGCUGGAAAGUGGUGGUAUUACUGUCGACAACCACAACAGGCUCAGCAAAGGUUGGACUCGGAGCGUCCACCUGUGAAUCACCGUUUACACCAUCGAGAAGAGCUGGAUUGCCAUCCGCACGCGUCUGGGACGACACGAGCGGCGCGCUUUCCUCGUCUCCCUGCAGCAUCGACGAGAAAUUCACGACGCUCUUG
Messenger RNA from Aphanomyces invadans, 8018 nucleotides. RefSeq lists its product as hypothetical. The record is from RefSeq and is a predicted model, not a curated record. NCBI's taxonomy places the organism in Eukaryota, Oomycota, Saprolegniomycetes, Saprolegniales, Verrucalvaceae. The transcript is spliced from 8 exons. The coding region runs from base 20 to 1132 and encodes 370 amino acids.